This is a messenger RNA of Melitaea cinxia (Glanville fritillary), 3094 nucleotides long. RefSeq lists its product as uncharacterized. Gene Ontology annotation, molecular function: protein binding. The record is from RefSeq and is a predicted model, not a curated record. Lineage: Eukaryota; Metazoa; Arthropoda; Insecta; Lepidoptera; Nymphalidae. Bases 1 to 2766 code for a protein of 921 amino acids. The transcript has a single exon.
AUGCCUAUAAAAGAAACGAAAAAAGUUCAAAAAACAACUAUAUCUGAAAAAUCAAGUACAUUUGGAGAAUAUGAGGAUGAAUUUGAACCUCCUUGUUCUAUAAGUCUUUCUGUGCUAUUAGAAGGCGAAACUUUUGGCCCAGGGGAUUGGACGUUUUUAAUUAUUUUUAACGGUCAAAUUUUAAAUGAAACGAAAUGGCAUGACAAAUUAAAACUUUAUUUAGAAACAUUACCAUUAGAUUUAAAACUAUCGUUCCAUCAGUCUUUGAUUGCAGAUCAGCCUUUAAUAUUUCUUAUUCGCACCGUAGGAGGAAAAGGAGCCAAGGAUCCAGAUCCUUUACUUAAUAUAGAUAACCGGGCUGGAGCCUCUGUCGAUUUACUACCUUUGCUUUUGGGUGAAGAAAAAGUUUUAGUUAAAGUACCUUUGAUAAAUAUAAUAUCAGGACUGAACACAGACUGUGUUAUAAACGUAUUUGCUAAAAUAUCAGGAGAAGUGAAAAAUACAAAAACUCCUCUAAUUAUUUCAAUGAUAUCAGCUCACUGUCUUCCAUCCGCUAGAGAAGGGACGGUUUAUUUGAGUGCAAUAGCUUUAAAUGGCAUUGAUGAUCAUAUAUCUGCUAGUUUCGGCAUGUCACUUAGCAAUCAUAAUGCAUCGAAAAUUGUUUGGGCUUCUGCAAGCAAUGGUGGCUUGGUAGCUAAUACAGCUUUUAAUAUUCCGUCUGAUGAUAUAUACAUACCAGAAGACAUGAAGCCAAAUAAUACCGAUGCUUGUAACUGUGUUUAUUGGAAUUCCAUGAAACGUUUUCUUAUUGAUCUCCAAAAGUUGCGUGAACGAUUACACACUCCAUUUUUAUUUGAAAUAGCUGGUGUACCUAAAGUUGGAAAAAUUGAUGUGAGAGGGCGGUAUAUGGCAUUUGUAGACUUAGGAGUGUUGUUAGAACCCGGACAGAUUGGAGUUACUGUUUGUGCAAGGUUAUUGUAUUAUAACGAGGCAAGUUUACCUGACGGUGUAGGUGGUUUAUUAGAAUUGCCACCAACUAGUGCUAAGAUAAGUGCACGUGACACAGAUUUAAUUACAGAUGAGUAUGGACAUGAGUCAUACGUUUUAAUUAGAUUUGAUUUAUUUGAUCCAGUUAAUGCCAAGGCAAAAAUAACAACAUUAUUUGAAGUUAUAGGUUUUCCACCACCUAAAGGUUCUCCCAUACCUGUUAGUGAAUUUCGCUCAGAGGUUAUUCCUGAAGAUUCUGUGAUUGAUGCACGUCUGAUAAGAAAGGAAGGUGGGGCAUUAAAUGUGCAUAAAGAAUUAAACACUUUAACUUGUAAAGGUACAGUACAAAUGAAUCAAACUAUAAAGAGAACAGCGGCUAAUCGACUUUUAAUUCGAGUAAGAUCUGUGCUUAAGCAGUUUUCACCUGGAAAAUGUUCAAACCUCGAAUUUCAAGAUAUAAUUACAGCUCAACAUGCUGCUAGUCGUCGUGCUGUUACUUCUUCAUUUGCUCCACAAUUACCGCCACCAGUUCCAUCUUCACGCAUUGCAUCUGCUAGAAGUCGGCUAGCAGGAGACAAAAGAAUAGCUAAUGAACAUAUCGAUAAAAAUUUGAAGGCUGCACCAAAUCAUCCACGACCUUUACUUUCAAAAGCUUUGCGUUGUUUGGAAGAGAGUAAUGAAAUGGAAGCUCGUAAUUAUUUAUUGGAGGCUAUAAGUGCUCAAAGCAGAAAUAGAUAUUUACUAUGGAUUUUUGGAGGAACAUCGUACAGAGAUGAGUAUGGUGAAAUUUCUGCAGCAUCUUUUAAAUUAGCUGUAAAAGGAGAUCCAUCAGAUGGUACUAAAGGAGCGAUCGGUUGGGCAGCUUUGCAUUCUCUAUACCAUUAUCACAAAAAUAGUUGCACAGCAUUCGUUGCAGCUCGCAAAAUGCGUAAAUCGUGCGAACUACCAAUAGAAUGGAAAAAGUUUUUCAAGCGAUGGGUAGAAACAAGCGGUGAAGAAGAAACUUUCUGGAUUCCUAGCAUUGUAGAUUCAAAUAAUCCAAUGUUAAUAGCUUCUGCUUUUUUUCUCUGCCUAAGAUGUUAUAGUUUUAGUGAAAGACUUCUUACAUGUAUUGAAAAUGGUUGUGUAACACGUGGGUCACGUUUUUCUUUAAAAACAAAAGUUACUGUUGACAUAUUUUAUCUGCGAGCAGCUUCACUUAUUCUACAAGGGAAAUUGGAUAAAGCCUUAGAAUUUACUGAAUUAGGGAUUAAAAAAUUCGGCCCUUCAGCUAUGAUGUCUCAAAUGCACGCGACUUGCUUAACUUGCUUACGUGGUUGGGACGGAGAUUGUGAGAACGCGUUCAACGAAACGGACCGUGCAGGUGCUGAGCCCUCUCCUUGGUUGCUCUUACAAGCGGCUAUUGGCGGUCUAAAGAAUAAUCCGCUGUCAGCGCUACAACGUGCUGCACGCGCUCAUAAAGUUGCUCCAUCGGCUCAUUCCGCACUCAUAAUUAGUCGUGUGUAUGCUACACUAGGCGAAGAAAGUUUAGCUGAACGAUGGGCUGCGGCUGCUGUAAAGUUAGAACCGUUGCUAGCUGAUGCAUGGGCAUUUUUGGCUAUUAUAGCGUUGUAUGAUAGAAAUAUAGACAAAGCAAGGACAAUGCUUCGUACUGCGAAACAAGCUGGUCCAGUUAGUCUAGAUAUAGAAGAGGAGUUAAAAAAAGUUAUGAAAAUUGUUCGUGUUAAUUGGCCACCAGAUUUAAUAGUAAACGAUAUAUGUUUUUGUGAAUAUUACUAACGGUAGUUUACGAGUAAUGGUAGUGAUAAUAUUUAAAAUAAAAGCUGUAGAAAGGAUGUAAUUAUGUUUUCUAUUGUCGAUGUCUAUUACAAUAAACGAAGUAAUAUUAAUCAGUAUGUUAAGUGGUUAAACGUCUUCAAUUACCGGAUAAACUAAUUAAAUGAUCUCACUUCGUAGGUUUAUGCCUUUUUGUAUAUUUCUUUGUUCACUAACAUUCUUUUUUUACUUUUACGCAUAAAUUGAUGUUUGAUAACUUACACGCAAUACAUCAAUACCUAUAUACAAUUACCUUUAUUUUUUAUUAAGUGAAAUUAAAAUUUGUUUAAAC